This is a messenger RNA of Histoplasma capsulatum G186AR, 2277 nucleotides long. RefSeq lists its product as uncharacterized. Gene Ontology annotation, molecular function: protein binding. The transcript is spliced from 5 exons. NCBI's taxonomy places the organism in Eukaryota, Fungi, Ascomycota, Eurotiomycetes, Onygenales, Ajellomycetaceae. The coding region runs from base 1 to 2277 and encodes 758 amino acids. The record is from RefSeq and is a predicted model, not a curated record.
AUGCCUGCUCACCAUCAGUCUCCCAAUCCUCAUAUGAGCGCCACUUUCUAUCCAGGCAAUGUUGAUGCUUUCCAAAUGCCAGAAGUGAUUUCUCCAGCACCUCAGAGGGUGAUGCCAGAAGUCCCGGAAAAUAUGCAAGAUAACCUCGCCCACCUCGAACGGGAAGCCUACACCCCAGGCCGUAUGGCCAGCCAACAUGCCCAGUACGAUUACCAACAACCACAACCACAACAACAAUACCCAAAUCGAACAUCGUCGGUCCCGAACCAAGGUUAUCCGCAGGAUGACCGGUCAUACUCAGACGCUUACGGCCAGGAAGCGUACGGACAACCUCUGCAGUCCUUGAGCGAGCCGCCUAAUUUCUCUCCCUUUCCCGUUCUGCGGAACCCCCCGCCCAAUGUCCCUCCAACCGAUGAUCAACGAGAAGCAAAUUUAGAGAGUGGCCGCAUUGCAGUCCUGAAUUCAAGUGACCCAGAAAUGCAACUUGCCUGGGCUCAAGAUGCCCUUUCAUAUGUCGAAGUUGCCAUGCAAAACGAGAUCCGCAUGGCCGCCUUCCAACCCCCUAGACCGCAAACCCCACAGAUUGAGCGCCAACUGAAAACUGACGCCAUCAACGUCGUUUCUUUCCUGGCUGAGCAGAGUCACCCUAGAGCGUUGUUUAUCAAAGCAAUGUGGCUAGAAUUUGGAAAAUUCGGUUUCCGCGUUGAUAAAAAGGAGGCUUUUCUAUGUUACUCUCAAGCUAGUGAGAAAGGGUAUGCAAGGGCGGAAUACCGUAUGGGCAUGCAAUUUGAAAAUUCAGGCGAACCUCUUAAAGCGAUCAAACACUAUGAGCGUGGUGUCAGUCUAGGGGAUUCUGCUUCUAACUAUAGACUUGGCAUGAUGAUCCUCCUAGGGCAACAUGGACAACGCCAGGACUAUGCUGCAGGUUUAGAUCAUAUUCGAUAUGCCGCACAAACCUGCGACGAAAAUGCUCCUCAGGGAGCCUACGUAUACGGAAUGCUACUGGCUCGUGAGCUGCCCCAGGUUGUUGUUCCAGACGAAUAUCUUCCGUAUGAUUUAAAUGCUGCCAGGAUUAACAUCGAGAAAGCGGCCUACCAUGGGUUUGCAAAAGCUCAAGUGAAAAUGGGAGCUGCUUACGAACUCUGUCAACUAGGCUGUGAUUUUAACCCUGCUUUAUCUCUUCAUUAUAAUGCUCUUGCCGCACGGCAAGGUGAACCUGAGGCUGAAAUGGCAAUCAGUAAAUGGUUUCUAUGCGGACAUGAGGGGCUUUUUGAGAAAAAUGACGAGAUGGCGUAUACCUAUGCGAAACGGGCUGCUCAGAGUGGACUGGCAACAGCAGAAUUCGCCCUCGGCUACUUCCAUGAGAUUGGAAUAUACGUUCCGGUAAAUAUCAAGGAAGCGAGGGUCUGGUACGCAAAGGCCGCAGCUAGGGGUAACAAGGAUGCUAGCUCCCGGAUCGAGAGUAUAUCUCGUUCCAAAACCCUAUCGAGAAAGGAUCACGAGCGCGUUGCCAUAGCGCGCAUAAAAUCGCAGUAUGCUUCCCAUGGACGGGCUCAACGCUUUGCGGAACCCCAGAGCGUGCAACCUAUUCAACAAGAUACCUUGGAAAUGCCAGACCCAUCGCGCAUGACCAUUUCCAGUAGGGAACCUAGGAACCAUCGACCAAUGUCGGCAGCACCAUAUCCAGAAGCGCCUAACACCGGUUAUGUCAACCCCCCAGGUCAGUACAGUCCAAACAUGCGAUCAUCCUCUGCCUUUGGAAUCAAUCCGAACAUCCGCCCUCAUUCUGUCAAUCCGGGCGGACCCAUGCAAGCCCAUAUCCCGCCCACUGGCGGACCAGUACAUCCACAAGCCCAAGGUCUCCGACCAGAACCCGGAACGCCGAAAUUGGACAUCGGCUACUCCGCACCUCCAGACCCUUCCGGUGCUGACCGAAGAAGGCGCCUUCAGCGCCCUGACCACUCAAAUCACAAUGGGUCCAUGCAAUCCAUGGGCCCGGGCCAUGGUGGUAUUUCGCACCCAGACCCUCGAGGAAAUCGUUUGCCCUCCUCCUCACAUCCACCUUCAGGCGUCCACUACCCCCCUCGUGGUGAAUCGAAGCCUCUAAAGACUUCCUCCCCUGCCUCGUCAAUGGUGCGACCUGGUCAGAACCCCUCUCAUUCGGCUUCCCAUGCGUCACAAAAGCCGGCAGGUGGACUACCUGGCAAAGGACCUAAAACAUUCGAGGAGAUGGGAGUGCCACAAGGCAAGGGUGAUAGUGAUUGUAUCGUGAUGUGA